Messenger RNA from Ipomoea nil (Japanese morning glory), 1438 nucleotides. RefSeq names its product protein WVD2-like 2. Gene Ontology annotation, molecular function: microtubule binding. Gene Ontology annotation, biological process: microtubule cytoskeleton organization. The record is from RefSeq and is a predicted model, not a curated record. Bases 116 to 1258 code for a protein of 380 amino acids. The transcript has 7 exons. Lineage: Eukaryota; Viridiplantae; Streptophyta; Magnoliopsida; Solanales; Convolvulaceae.
AACUUGUUUGAUUCUAUGUUUAUACGGAGAGAGGGGUGAUCGCAUUCUGGGACAGAAAUCCCUUCUAUCUUUUUGUGUAAAUCGCCAACUGCCCUCGAAGCCUAAAUCUUUUGAGAUGGGGAGGGAUGUAACUGGCAAUCGAACUUCAAAUAAACCUGCUGUGGUCAAUUUCAUACCAAAUAAUGCAGUUAAUGUUUCCAACAACAUUUCAUUAGAGAGAGUUGAAACAAAGGACACCAAGGCAGAAGAUCAUGGCGAGAAGCAAGACGUUUUAUCUGUUAAGAGCAUGAAUCGCAAUACAGACAUGAUGAACGAGGAGGAGAAAGCUGUGAAGGGCAAGAGUACUCUAAAGUCGAGUCACAACAAGUUAAGCUUGCCCAUGAAUGACAAAAAUCCCAUUGUUUCAAAGCCAUCAGAUCUUGGAACUGAGGAUCAUGCUAUUCCCGAGACUGUUGAUGCUGGCUCGAGCCAUUCAGCGAAUCCUAAUGAUCUCGAGACCCCCAAUAAACCACUGGAAAAUUCUCCCGAGGUUUCAAUAAAAUCACAGCAGCAGCAGCUGGAUGAUCGCAAAGAUCAUGAAGAAGAAGAAGAUAGUUGUUCCUUGGUGUCUUCAUCAGGAGGAUCAUCUGUGAGAGGCACCAAAUUCAAAGUUACUAUACCAUUAGGACCAACAUUUAGAUCUGAAGAGCGGGCAGCAAGGCGUAAGGAGUUUCACAUGAAGAUGGAGGAGAAACACAAGGCUUUGGAAGCAGAGAAACAAGAACAGGCUGCCAGAGCCAAGGAAAUGGAGGAAGCAGCUAUAAGGCAGCUUAGGAAAUCCAUGGUGUACAAAGCAAAUCCAGUUCCUAACUUUUACCGCGAAGGACCUCCUCCAAAGGCUGAAGUUAAGAAGUUGCCUGUGACUCGUGCAAAAUUGCCAAACCUUGCACGAAGAAAAAGCUGCAGCGAUGUGUUCAUUUCAUAUCCGGAGGAGAAGAAAGGGUGUGCAAAGGCCCGUCAUAGCAUUGGCUCUUACACUGAAGAAAGCAGCAUCAUAGUGAAAGGCAGACCCAAAUCGGUUAAAGAAGCAAUGGAGAUGAAGGAAUCAUUUGCGGUGGAAGAGAUACAGGAGGAGAAUCUGGUGGAAGUGGAAGAAGAGAUGAUGAUGGAAUCGUCUCUGGUGAAAGAGAUGAAGGAGGAGAAUCCAGUGGAAGUGGAAGAAGAGAUGAUGAAGGAAUCAUCCCCGGUGAAAGAGAUGAAGCAAAAUUCAGCAGAAUAACAGUAAAAAGAAAUAAUGAAACUUGUUGUUGUACUGAAGAAUUAUUGAAUCAUUGUAUAUUUAGUUAGCCACUCUUUCAAAUGAAUCCCAAUUAAAUGUAAGUUGUACAGAAGAGAGAGCCUUGCAAGUUGUAAAAGUUUGGAAUCAACGCUCAACUAAAGACUUUCUAAGUUAAUACUC